Messenger RNA from Tarenaya hassleriana, 1352 nucleotides. Its product is annotated as protein SRG1. Bases 128 to 1159 code for a protein of 343 amino acids. Lineage: Eukaryota; Viridiplantae; Streptophyta; Magnoliopsida; Brassicales; Cleomaceae. The record is from RefSeq and is a predicted model, not a curated record. The transcript has 5 exons.
AUGACCAAGAUCCAAAGCAAGAUCUCGAUUCUUUCAUCGUCUCUGUGUCCAAAUGCUUUUACCAAAAUAAAGACUUGACCUUUUCUCUCCCACCAAGAUCGUAUCAGAAACCUCCUCUGUUUUCAUCAUGGAGAAGCCAAAGUUCAAGACUGUCCAAGAAGUCAUCGUCGGCGGCGAAGGCUUGCCGGAGAGGUAUCUACAUAAACCCACCGCAGACGGCGAACCUCUCAACGCAUCGGUGCCGGAGAUGGAUAUUCCGGCGAUCGAUCUCAGCCUCCUCUCUUCUUCCACCGAAGAGCUGAGUAAACUUCGCUCCUCUCUCUCCACCUGGGGCGUUGUUCAGGUGAUGAACCACGGAAUGACAGAAGAGUUCCUAGACAAAGUGCGAGGAGUUACCGAGCAGUUCUUUGCGCUACCGACGGAAGAGAAGCAGAAGUAUGCGAGAGAAACGGGCAGUAUCGAAGGAUACGGGAGCGACAUGAUAUUGUCCGAUGAUCAGGUUCUUGAUUGGAUCGAUCGGUUGUAUCUUACCACUCACCCCGAAGAUCAACGUCAGCUCAAAUUCUGGCCUGAAAUUCCAGUCGGGUUCAGGGAAACUUUGCACGGAUACACUAUGAAACAGCAAGAAUUCGUCGAGGAAUUCCUCAAGGCCAUGGCUAGAUCGUUGGAGUUGGACGAGAAUUGCUUUCUCGAGAUGUAUGGAGAAAAGGCGAUGUUGUUUACGAGAUUCAACUUGUAUCCCCCGUGCCCGAGACCCGACAACAUUCUUGGCCUCAAGCCGCAUGCCGAUGGCUCGGCAAUCACUCUUCUCCUACCGGACAAACAAGUUCAGAGCCUUCAGUUCCUCAAAGACGGGAAGUGGUAUAAAGCUCCAACCAUCCCCGACACCAUUCUUAUCAACGUUGGUGACCAAAUCGAGAUAAUGAGCAAUGGAAUAUACAAGAGCCCGGUGCAUAGAGUGGUGACGAACAUGGAGAAAGAACGGGUGAUAUCGGUGGCGACGUUUUGCGUCCCGGGGCCGGAUAAAGAGAUUCAACCCGCGGAAGGGCUCGUGACCGAGACAAGACCGAGGUUGUACAAGACAGUUAAGAAGUACGUCGAGACCUACUUCGAUUAUUAUCAGCAGGGACGAAGGCCUAUCGAAGCUGCAAUAAUCUGAUCGAAGUUUUGUUCAGUCCUGUUCGAGUUUCGCCGUCCAACAAUGCUUGUCGGGAGAUCGAGGUUGUACAUUUUCAGUCCUUUUCCCUGCCCCGAGCUUUUUUUUCCCGAGAAAAUCGUUUUUUUCCUUGUCGGAAUCGAUGAUUUGUUGAGUUACUUAACGAAUCAAUGACAGUAACUGUGAUAGAAGUUCA